UUUGCGUUUUCCGCCUCUUAUUUCCUCCUCCCUCCCUCCCUCGAUCGUCAUCUCCAUUCAGCAGAUCGGGUUGCGUCGUUCUGGAACCGAUUCACGCUUGGGCAACACUGAGAUGUUCGGGAGGGCGCCCAAGAAGAGCGACAACACGCGGUACUAUGAGAUCCUCGGAGUGUCGAAGAACGCGUCGCAGGAGGAUCUGAAAAAGGCGUAUCGCAAGGCCGCCAUCAAGAACCACCCCGAUAAGGGCGGCGACCCCGAAAAGUUCAAGGAAUUGGCCCAGGCUUAUGAGGUUCUAAGCGACCCUGAGAAGCGUGAAAUCUAUGAUCAGUAUGGGGAGGAUGCCCUCAAGGAGGGAAUGGGCAGCGGUGGAGGUGGCCACAACCCGUUUGAUAUCUUUGAGUCAUUCUUCGGUGGAAGCACCUUUGGAGGAGGUGGAAGCAGUCGGGGACGAAGGCAAAGGAGGGGGGAGGACGUGAUCCAUCCUCUUAAGGUGUCUUUAGAGGAUCUGUACAAUGGGACUUCAAAGAAACUCUCUCUUUCACGGAAUGUUAUCUGCCAAAAGUGCAAGGGGAAGGGUUCUAAGUCCGGUGCUUCAAUGAAGUGCUCUGGUUGUCAAGGUUCGGGCAUGAAGGUCACAAUUCGUCAGCUAGGGCCUGGCAUGAUCCAGCAAAUGCAGCACCCUUGCAAUGAGUGCAAGGGGACAGGGGAGAUGAUUAAUGACAAAGAUCGCUGCCCACAAUGUAAAGGUGAGAAGGUUGUUCAGGAGAAGAAAGUGCUGGAGGUUAUAGUUGAGAAAGGAAUGCAGAAUGGCCAGAAGAUUUCGUUCCCUGGAGAGGCAGAUGAGGCGCCUGAUACGGCUACUGGAGAUAUUGUGUUUGUACUGCAACAGAAGGAUCAUCCAAAGUACAAGAGAAAGGGAGAUGAUAUCUUUUACGAGCACACAUUAUCCCUUACUGAAGCUCUCUGUGGCUUCCAGUUUGUUUUGACCCAUUUAGAUAACAGGCAACUACUCAUCAAGUUGAACCCUGGUGAAGUUGUGAAGCCCGAUCAAUUCAAGGCAAUAAAUGACGAGGGCAUGCCAAUGUACCAGAGGCCCUUCAUGAGGGGGAAGCUCUACAUCCACUUUACGGUGGACUUCCCGGAUUCACUGACACCUGAUCAGUGCAAAGCUCUUGAGGCUGUGCUUCCUCCAAAACCUGCAUCUCAGAUGACCGACAUGGAGCUGGAUGAGUGCGAGGAAACAACAGUACAUGAUGUUAACAUGGAGGAGGAGAUGCGGAGGAAGCAAGCUCAGGCUCAGGAGGCAUAUGAGGAGGAUGAUGAUGAUGUCCAUGGAGGUGCCCAGAGAGUGCAGUGCGCUCAGCAAUAAGCAUAACUAAUUGACCUUGGUUUGCAUUAGGUUACUACUUACGAAUUACUCUCAAUAACCAUCUUCACCAUGGUACUCAUGGAGCAAAACUCUGAUUUGCAACUGCAGGCCAUUCACAGCCUUUGCAUGCGCAUCCUUUUGACUUCCGAAUGCUCACUGAUAUCAUCCAGGAUUGCAUCUUUCCUUUAGUCAUAUGUUUUCCGAUUGAUAUUGUUUGAUCUUUCAAGAAAAAAAUUAGAAAUUAUCGAAUAUAGUUGUAGUUCUUAUGUGUUACUAA
Molecule: messenger RNA, 1646 nt
Organism: Musa acuminata subsp. malaccensis (wild Malaysian banana)
Lineage: Eukaryota; Viridiplantae; Streptophyta; Magnoliopsida; Zingiberales; Musaceae
Product: dnaJ protein homolog 2
Biological process (GO): response to heat; protein refolding
Cellular component (GO): cytosol; cytoplasm
Molecular function (GO): ATP binding; Hsp70 protein binding
Source: RefSeq, a predicted model, not a curated record